This is a messenger RNA of Quercus robur (English oak), 3255 nucleotides long. RefSeq names its product E4 SUMO-protein ligase PIAL2-like. Gene Ontology annotation, biological process: protein sumoylation. The record is from RefSeq and is a predicted model, not a curated record. Lineage: Eukaryota; Viridiplantae; Streptophyta; Magnoliopsida; Fagales; Fagaceae. Gene Ontology annotation, molecular function: SUMO ligase activity; zinc ion binding.
UUUCAAAUUCCGUGCGUUUCAUUUACAAACAGAUAGCCAAAAAAAGAAAAACAAGAAUAUUUUACAGAACGCACGCGAGCGAUCUCACAAAAAAAAAAUUGUGUUUUCGAUAGAUAGAGAGAGAGAGAAUGGCCGGAACGGCGGUGACACCUUCACCGACGGCGGGGUCGAUGACGGGGCUGAACAUAGGGGCUAAUGUAUCGGCGUCGUUCGUGAACUCGUUCCGAGUCGCCGCCGUGGCUGAACGAUUGGCCACCCACGUGCAACCCGAUUUCGUAUCCGACGACGUUGAGUUCUUCAAUCUCUGCCUAUCCCUCGCCAGAGGUAUAGAUUAUGCAGUUGCAAACAAUGAGGUCCCGCCCAAAGCUCAAGAUUUACCUCUAUUGUUGAAGCAGGUAUGCCAACGUAAAAAUAGUCUCCUUUUACAGGCACCUAUCAUGGUUCUUAUGAUCUCUGUAAAGAAUGCUUGUAAGAUUGGGUGGUUUUCAAAAAAGGAGACUGAAGAACUUUUUGCUCUUGCUAAUGAGUUGGGUAGCAGCUUCUGCAGUCCAGGAGAUAUUAACACAGGAGAUAGUGGUUCUCUCUCUUCUGUUAGCAAAAUUAUGGAGAGGUUCUACCCACGAAUGAAGAUGGGCCAGACACUGGCUUCUCUUGAAGUCCAGGCUGGAUAUGGGGCAUAUGUGAUUGAUUUCCAUAUUUCAAAGAAUACAGCACAUUCUCCUCAAGAAAAAAUUUGGUUAUUUGUAGCACAAACAGAUAGCAUAGAGACAUCUGCAUGUAUUAUAAGUCCCCCCCAAGUGAACUUUCUUCUGAAUGGGAAGGGAGUAGAGAGGAGGACUAAUGUUCAUGUGGAUGCUGGACCACAGCUACCAACAAAUGUGACUCAUAUGCUUAAAUAUGGGACAAAUCUUCUACAAGCCGUGGGCCAGUUCAAUGGUCGUUAUGUUAUAUUUGUUGCCUUCAUGAGUGUGAUGUCAUCACUUGACACUCCAGUGCUACUUGAUUACGUGCAGCCUGCUGUAGCUACAGUUGAUUCUGAUUCUGACAUAAUUGAGGGGCCAUCGCGAAUAUCACUGAAUUGUCCAAUAAGUUAUUCACGUAUUGGGACUCCUGUCAAAGGACAUUCAUGCAAGCACCUUCAGUGUUUCGACUUUGGUAACUUUGUUGAUAUAAAUUCAAGAAGACCAUCCUGGCGCUGCCCACAUUGUAAUCAGUAUGUCUGCUACUUGGAUAUUCGUCUUGAUCAGAAUAUGGUUAAGGUCUUGAGAGAGGUGGGAGAGAAUGUCAGUGAGGUGAUUAUCUCCGCAGAUGGAUCAUGGAAGGCUGUACUGGAAAGUGAUGAUCAUGUACAUCCGUCACGAGAAAAGACCCUAAAGUGCCAGAAUGAAAAGACUGAGCAACAAGAAUCUAACAGUGUCUCAAAUUCCCUUCCAAAUGUUUUGGAUCUUACUGAGGAUAAUGAUGAGAUGGAAGUAGUUAGCGCUGGGGAAACUGAAGACAGGAAACCCAUACUGGCUAGUCUUCCAGUUGCUUCAAAUUUAACUUUGCUGCCAGAUUCAAACACUACAAGUGGGGUUAAUCAAAAUUCUUCUUCUCAAUUAGAGGAAUAUUGGUCUGGUGUUUUGAAUUCUGUGUCGACCUCCAGUGCUUGGUCUCAAAGAGUUGGUGGUAUCUCUGAGCCUAUCCCUGCCAAUCUUAUGCAGUCUCCUUUGUUGACUGAUGCUGUAUCUCCUGCACUUAAUCUAGAACUUGAGGGUCAUGGGAAUACUAAUUUCACCACCUCUCUAAUACAAAGUCAAAGUUCUCCCAAUAAUUUUCAGUUGCAACAGUCACAACAUGCACAUUCCUUCAACGAGUAUGGGAGGUUUCCUAACUUGCCUUUUAUACCCAGACAUGUGAGCAGGACUCCAAUAGCAGUUCAGGCCCUGCCAGCUCAGUCUCAGACACCAAAUCCACAAGAAAGACCAAGAAGUGGUUUGACUCCAAAUGGUUCCUUGAUUUCUCCUCAGGUUGCCCUUCCUAUGGCACCCACAGCAGAUGCUUUCAAUACAAUAUGUAGUGAUAUGGAAAGGCAACAGCACUUUAGAGCACAUAUGAAUCCACUUCAGGUGUCAGAUAUUCCUUCAUCUUUAUUGCAGCGUCCCUCAGUGAUACAGAGCCGGGAUCAUCAAGAUCGUUCACAUGCUUCCAGUCGUUCACAUGUUUCCAGUCCAUCAGUCCCACCCGGUCUUGGCCAUACAGCUCAGAGUCGAUUGCAAAGUCAUUACAAAACAACUUCUGGGCUUUUAACUGAAUUUCAAAAUUCACACCUGCAGCAAGCUUUUAACCCAAGGAUGCCCCAGUCUGUGGGUCAAUCUUCAAGCCCUAUUCCACCAUCUUCGCACCCCUCGCGGACCCAAGUUCAGCAAGGUGGUGGACAAGUUGGAAUCAGUCACAGAGCAGGAACUACUGGUAGCCAACCAGCUAGAUAUUUGGCUAAUCAGAACCGAUAUCAUCCCCAGAACAGUAGACAGGCACCAUCUGUUCCACUUCUAAAUCAAACGUCCAGAACAGGGCAGUCCCUUCCAGUGAGUGCUGAUGGCUUAAGGGCAUCCACAGGGGAGCAAAGAGGGAACAUGGGAGGGACGUCACAAGCAGUUCCAAGGGCUGAUGGUUUGCUGGAUUCAACAUCAGAGCAGAAUUGGCGGCCUUCUGGUCGAAUGCGUGGAAGCUUGUCAGGUCGGGCUUAUUCUGAUGCUCUUAGUCAAUUCAUGAUUCAGCCAACCCAGACAGCUCAAACUGCGAGACCACCACCAAAUUCGACUCCUCCAGCAUCUAAUGUUUUACCACAACUGCAGGCAUUGAUCGCAAAAACAGAAAUGCCCGCAGUCCUCAAACGUCUAAUAUCCAAUGACACAGCCCAAGUAUUCGGCCUGAGCAUUUUAUAGACAUGCAUUUAUGUUAGCUUAAUGGGAGGUGUACAUAAUAUAAUAUGCCAUGACCAAUUUUGUAUUCCAUGGUUACCUUGUAAAGUUAAUUGGUGAGUCGAAUGCUGGUUAUGGUCGGUCUGUAUAGAGAUGAAUAUUCAGGGUUUUUAGUUGGUAAAUGAGGGUUGGAUUUAGGGACUGACUGUAGCUUCUGAAUAUAUCUUUGGUUGAGAGAAGGAAGAGAGUUGGGAGGCGGGGGAAGGUAUCUAUUUACGUUGUCUUGAUAUUUUACAAUGAUAUAUUGCUGUUUAACUUUACAUUUCAAUACAUUGCGUCAGUGUUUUCUUUC